AUGGCGUUGGUGACCGUCCGCGUCAGGUGCAGUCCAAUGACCAAUAUAUACGCCGGUUUAGAGGAUGUGGUCCAUGCCGCCAUCUUUCUCGGCAGGAACCAGGUCGAUCUGGCUGUGGAACCAGAUGGAAUUGAUCGAGUCAGCCAACGCUUCACCAAUCUUAACGGACUGCGACUAUUGAGCAGCGACCCACUCUUUACCCCUGAGGGCAAUCGUUCUUACGCCCAAACAGCGUUCCUGGCACUGAAUGAGAUACGCCGGCGGUACUACGACGAAAGAAACAAUACCUUGCUGGACGGGGACCAGCCGCUUGCUGAUUGGUAUACAGAGGCAUUUAAACAUUUCGAUCAACUGAUCGUCCACUACCAAAAGCAAUGCUAG
Messenger RNA from Penicillium subrubescens, 381 nucleotides. RefSeq lists its product as uncharacterized. The transcript has 2 exons. The record is from RefSeq and is a predicted model, not a curated record. Bases 1 to 381 code for a protein of 126 amino acids. NCBI's taxonomy places the organism in Eukaryota, Fungi, Ascomycota, Eurotiomycetes, Eurotiales, Aspergillaceae.